This is a messenger RNA of Rhizoctonia solani, 696 nucleotides long. RefSeq lists its product as uncharacterized. The record is from RefSeq and is a predicted model, not a curated record. The transcript has a single exon. Lineage: Eukaryota; Fungi; Basidiomycota; Agaricomycetes; Cantharellales; Ceratobasidiaceae. The coding region runs from base 1 to 696 and encodes 231 amino acids.
AUGGUCGGAAUGAAUAUGGCAACACGCCUCUCCGCUCCUGUCGUAAAUACCUCUGGGCGGCUCACUAGAAAUCGAAUGUUCUCCGCUUCCUCUCGCGCAUGCACUUCUUCCAAAAUAGGGCACAAUAUUAGUUCGCUCGACCCAAAAGCAUCUGUGGAUUCUAAACCUGCAUCAUCUAUUGAAAAGUUUGGCUCACUGCAGGAUCCUACUAUCCCUGAGACUCCUGAAUCCAAAUCGCGUUACCAGCAGAAUAGGCCGACACCACCGCGACGUCCCGGAGUUAAGCCGCCCCCCACUCUCGCUUUGCCCUCUUCUAUGUUUCCACCUCCCCCACGUGUUCCAGUUCCCACGUCGUUACAAAGAGGAAGUGGAUCCGAAGCAUCCGAUAGUCAAGAAAAGACUUUUAAUCUUUACAUGAACUCAUUAAACAAGCAUUAUGACGAUGAGCCCACCCUGAAUGACCUUGAUGCUUUGCGACCUCCUCCUUCUACUAUUCUUGCUGCUCUCAAUGGUGUCAUCGGUAGUGGGCGUGCGCUAUUAGAUCCAAACCAUCCGCUCCACCUUACCAUCGAACGGCUCGGAGCACAAGAGGCCAGUGUAGGGGGAGGGCCAAAGUCGAAACGAACCGUCGUUGCGGGCUCAAAAAAGGCAAAACGUUUAGAAUACCAAGCGCUUUACGCUGCACCGAGGCGAUGA